Enterobius vermicularis (human pinworm) is the source of this 207-nucleotide messenger RNA. The record is from the annotation of a GenBank genome assembly. Lineage: Eukaryota; Metazoa; Nematoda; Chromadorea; Rhabditida; Oxyuridae.
AUGUAUGCAUUUGGAGGAUCAAAUGAUACUGGUUCGGUUUUGCUUAAACAGAUGGCUAGACAUGAUGGUGAUGGUGUCGAUGGUGAUGACGACGAUGUUGUUGAUGGUUACGAUGAUGAUACUGCCGAUGGUGAUACUGAUGAUGAUAUCAAUGAUAAUGAUGGUGGUGUCGCUGAUUUCAAUGGUAGUAGUAUCGGGCGACGAUGA